This is a messenger RNA of Suillus subalutaceus, 1197 nucleotides long. RefSeq names its product phosphoribosyl pyrophosphokinase. Gene Ontology annotation, molecular function: ribose phosphate diphosphokinase activity; magnesium ion binding. The coding region runs from base 69 to 1013 and encodes 314 amino acids. The record is from RefSeq and is a predicted model, not a curated record. Gene Ontology annotation, cellular component: cytoplasm; ribose phosphate diphosphokinase complex. Gene Ontology annotation, biological process: purine nucleotide biosynthetic process; 5-phosphoribose 1-diphosphate biosynthetic process. Lineage: Eukaryota; Fungi; Basidiomycota; Agaricomycetes; Boletales; Suillaceae. The transcript is spliced from 6 exons.
CUGGGCUAUUUUUUUGUCUUUCCUUUUUUUGUCUUUCUUACAAUAUAUCUCUCUUGUAAAUUAAUAUCAUGCUGAACGGAACUGGAGUUAAAAUCUUCACUGGCACCAGCCAUCCUGAGCUGGCGGAAAUCAUUGCUCGACGCCUUGGUCUACCUCUUGCAAAAGCUGAUGUGACCAAGAGCGGCAUCGGCGAGACAAGCGUCCGCAUCGCAGAGAGCGUUCGCGAGAACGAUGUGUAUAUUAUCAAUACUGGCUGCGGGGCAGUCAACACAUCCCUCAUGGAGCUGUGUAUCAUGAUCCAUGCCUGCAAGAUUGCAAGUGCUAAACGUAUAACGGCCGUCGUCCCUCUUUUCCCAUACGCACGACAAGACAAGAAGGAUAAGAGCCGCGCCCCAAUCACAGCGAAGCUCGUAGCGAACAUGAUACAAAAAGCAGGUUGUGAUCACGUCAUUACCAUGGACCUUCAUGCAUCACAAAUUCAAGGAUUCUUUGAUGUGCCACUUUUCGCCGAGCCAUCAUCAAUCCUGUACAUACGCACCCAUUUCGACCUUCAAAAUGUCGUAAUCGUUUCCCCCCGAUGCGGGCGGGCUACUUCCAUUGCAGAUCGCCUGGGGGUCGAUUUCGCUCUUUUUCACAAGGAACGGAAAAAGGCCAACUCCGUAUCCCGGAUGGUUCUCGUUGGGCAUGUCAAGGACAAAGUUGCCAUCCUUAUCGACGAUAUGGCCGACACUUCCGGAACGCUAUGCCUUGCAGCACAUCAUCUCACCGAAGCCGGUGUAGCCAAGGUUUACGCAAUCGUGACACAUGGAAUAUUGAGCGGCGAUGCUCUAGAAAAUAUUGAGAAAAGCGUGCUGGAGAAACUGAUCGUGACAAAUACGUUACCUCAGAAAGAGAAUCAGGCCAAGUGUUCUAAGAUCGAAGUUAUCGACAUCGGACCUGUCCUCGGGGAGGUUAUCCGGCGAAGUCAUUAUGGGGAGAGCGUGUCGAAGCUCUUCCAUGAGGUUCCCUACUAGAAGGAAUAAACGAGAGAGGAUAUUAUUGUAUGACUGUAUUCGCGUACAGUGCAGGAUCCGAUCAUCAUGUAACCGAUCUGCGAGAAGGAUAUAUAGAUAUAUAGAGGAUAGGCUUGUGUCUAGACCUGGCCAUGGCGCUCGGAUCAAUAUCAGAGCAUCAGAUGAAAAAGCAUGUCAAUCUCCA